Messenger RNA from Drosophila elegans, 1066 nucleotides. It is a transcript of the gene Ggamma1, whose product is annotated as guanine nucleotide-binding protein subunit gamma-1. Gene Ontology annotation, molecular function: G-protein beta-subunit binding. The coding region runs from base 288 to 500 and encodes 70 amino acids. Gene Ontology annotation, biological process: G protein-coupled receptor signaling pathway. NCBI's taxonomy places the organism in Eukaryota, Metazoa, Arthropoda, Insecta, Diptera, Drosophilidae. The record is from RefSeq and is a predicted model, not a curated record. Gene Ontology annotation, cellular component: heterotrimeric G-protein complex. The transcript is spliced from 2 exons.
CCUAGUUUGGGUGUGUAUCCACUUUUUAUUCGUCAACUUUUGCUCGAUUUUGGCCUGUAGCGUUCGAGAACAAAAAUAUUCAUAAAUCGGAGCUGCCAGCCAUUAAGAUCCAUCCAAACCAUCCAGUAUACCCAGAAACAUACGAUAAGAUAAGCCCAAGAACAAGAUCAAGCCAUAAGGCGAAGCCACACAAGCACAAGCACACACCCACCAUCCUGUAAUUGCAUUUCCCAGUAUCCGUAUCACUGAGAACCUUUUCAACCAUAGGCCUAUCCGAGACAGCCAUCAUGGACGUAAUGUCAUCAUCCCUGCAGCAGCAGCGCGUCGUGGUGGAGCAGCUGCGUCGCGAGGCGGCCAUCGACCGCCAGACCAUCUCGGAGUCGUGUGCCAAGAUGAUGAAGUACAUCACGGAGCACGAACAGGAGGACUACCUGCUGACCGGGUUCACCAGCCAGAAGGUUAAUCCGUUCCGCGAGAAGUCGUCGUGCACCGUCCUCUAAAGAGGAGGUUGUCCCCAGGAUAGUGGGAGGUCCGCUGGUGUGUUGGUAGAGUCGAGGAUCGAGGAUCACCGGCGGACGUUUAGUUUAUUUUUAGUUUAGCAAGAUGGAUUAAGAGGCGAAUGUGUGUGAAGUACGACGUUACCAGUACCAGUCAACGCCACCUGGAUCAAUAUAUCUUUGUGUAAAAGCCACAAUAACUACGAUUGUCAUAAGCAAUAUAGUUACAAGAAGUUUGAAUUCCAGUUACAAGGAAUAUAUAUAAUAUGUAAACGAUAUAUCAAUGUGUACCAUUCACGUUAACAAGUAAUUUCCGAAAACUCAAAAACCCAAAUUCGAAUCCAAAUCUAAAUCCAAACGAAGCAUUUGUUCCAAAGAUAUCAAAGUUGUUUCCUUCCCAAUUAGUAACGCUGUAAAUGUACACGAAUAUCCCAACUAUAACGACAAUUAAAGCGCUGACUAUAGCCUCUACAACUACUACCUAAGCCGAAACACAUAAAUAUACAAAGCUAUCAACGUAAUCCGACAUACAAAUUUAUCAAUAAACGUAAACUCAACCGAAACAGAAA